Molecule: messenger RNA, 1291 nt
Organism: Scleropages formosus (Asian bonytongue)
Lineage: Eukaryota; Metazoa; Chordata; Actinopteri; Osteoglossiformes; Osteoglossidae
Product: transmembrane emp24 domain-containing protein 1-like
Exons: 4
Coding region: 147-839 (230 amino acids)
Source: RefSeq, a predicted model, not a curated record
CUCAGCGGCCAAUCAUGAACCGUGAAAGUUCAAAAGAGUACAAUAGGAAGUCACUAACUUAAAACUAGCUAGGCGGUUGCUAUCCGCUUUGACAGGUUUCAAUGUCCGCUGGCGCUGGUUAAGCAGUCUGCCAUACGUUCUUUUAGAUGGGUGUCAACAAAAGGAGAACGAGUUGCGGCUGUGUAGCAGCGGUUUUCGUCUUGUAUUUUGAUGUAAUAACAGGGUUUGCACAGAGCCAGCAGGAUUCGGAAUUCACCUUUUUGUUGCCUGCCGGAAGGAGAGAAUGUUUCUAUCAAACAGCAGCGAAGAACGGCUCGAUGGAGGUGGAAUACCAGGUGAUUGCAGGGGCAGGUAUGGAUGUGGACUUCACCAUCACCUCCCCCCAUGGAUACAUGCUGAUCUCUGAGUUUCGCAAGUCUGAUGGCAUACACACGGUGGAGCCCACAGAGGACGGCGACUACCAAGUAUGCUUUGACAACACCUUCAGCAGGUUCUCAGAGAAGAUGGUCUUCUUCGAGGUGAUUCUGGAGGGGCAGGCAGGAGACACCAGUGAGGAAGAUGACUGGGCUGCCAUGGCAGAACCCGAGAGCCUGUUGGAAUACAAGCUGGAGGACAUCCGAGAGUCUAUAGAGUCGGUCCACCGGCGCCUGGAGCGCAGCCGCCAGAUGCAAACUAUGCUACGAGCAUUUGAAGCGCGAGACCGCAACCUGCUGGAGGACAAUCUGUGGCGUGUCUCCUUCUGGUCCUGUAUUAACAUGCUGGUCAUGCUGGGCGUGGCAUUCACGCAAGUGUACACCGUGCGGCGCCUCUUUGAUGACAGGAGGAGAGUUCGCACGUAGCGCCUUCCAGCAACAGGCAGCAGGACUCUGUGUGGAGCCUAGAAGUCUCUGACAGGUUAAGCAAGGCAGUGGAUAAUGUGAAAAAUGUGACCGUCGCACUUGAAGGCCUCCUCUUCACUCCCAUUGUUGAACCCAUGAACCCUGAUAAACUGCCUGCACCAGUGUCCCCUUCCUUUGCUAAACCUACGUGACUUUAACUGGAUUCUGUCCGCUUUCAUACAUCCCAGUGCGCUCUUGACAACCUGUAGUUGCUGCCUUGACGUGCCUUUUAUUUACCUCCAUCGGUUCCCUUAAAUCCAUAGUUAACUGAUAACUAUCUUGUUUACCUCUCUCACCCAGGGUUCUCGGUUAAUCCCUGCCAUCUUUAAGAUGAUUGUCUUUAAGUGCCUGUGUGCUCUUCUUGAUUGUAAUGGACUGAAAAUUUUCUCCUUCCUUUUGUUGGUGACAAACUG